CUUUAUAAAUGAGAAAGGCAUUAAGGGGCGUCUGCAAGAUGAGGUAAACAACUAUCACAUGAAAGCACCAUUUUCUUCUGGGCCUUGCGGGCUUCAGAUCUGAAACAUAAACGUGAAAGUGCAUUUAAAAUGCUAGUAAACGAUGACUUGUUACGCUUGCCGCCUCUGGCUCUUGGUAGUGGCAAGUUUCUUCCUUCCCCCUCCCUUCCUUUCUGUCUGCAGGUGGAGUGUGUGUGUGGUGCUGACGGGCAGGUGUGGCCAAUACAAUCAGCAGGGGAUACUGUGCGAGGCGGUGGGAGAAAUCAGGCCUGCUAUGGAAAGCCCUUUGAGCAUUUAUUCCAUAUCCUUGAUAUCAGACAUUAGUUUUCUUCACUAGUUCGGUCUUUGUCAACACUAGUUGGACAUUCAGCCACACUAGUUACACACUUUGCCGUACUAGUUGCACAAAAGCACUGACUAGUCACUCAUUUUCAGCAACUAGUGGCACUACUAUUGUUCAACUAGUGCCAACAGAAGUCUAACUAGUGACACCUAGAACCACACUAGUAGUGCCAAACUCACAACUAGUCAGCUUUUUGAUGCCCUAGUGGCCCACUGGACUAAACUAGUAAUGUUCAAAGUCGUACUAAUUAACUAGUAAGAUGCAAAAGCUUUAACAUGUUAACUAGUACAACAGUGGCCUAUAAUUUCCUGCACUAGUUAACUAGUGAGAGCUGAAACACCCACUGAAGGUCAAAAUACUGACUAGCUAACUAGUGAAACCCUCUUGAAGUCCAAAUACUUAACUAGUGAGGCUCAAAACUUGUACUAGUUAACUAGUGAUGCCUCAAAUAUCCACUAGUUAACUAAUGAGACAUUUGGACUUAACUAGUUCAACUAGUGAGGUCCAAAAUGUUCACUAGUAGAACUAGUGGAUAUUUGAGGCAUCACUAGUUAACUAGUUAAAAGGUCUUUUGAGUUAACUGGUGAUGCCCAAAUGUUUACUAGUAGAACUAGUGAAACCUAAAUUGCCCACUAGUUACACUAGUUGCUCCAAAUGCUAAUCAGGAGGCAGGAAAGUGCCAUAAGCGAACACCUUCUAUUGGAUCUCCGGUAAGAGUUCCACCCAGUAAAAAUUUAACCCUGUAAAGUCUGAUUCUGAGCUUCCACUAUUGUUCACUGCCCCUUGCUUAAAAUACAUGCAGAUUAAAGCCAUUUUUCCUCUUGUAACAGUUCACUAAUUGAUUUUUCUUUUUUUUUUUUCCUUGUUGCUUUUCAAAUUCUGAAACCCAAAGCCACAUACUGAUUUGCUUUGGUGAGCUUGAAAGUUUGAAAUAAGUUAAAGCUAAUGUUCGUAACUUUAUAUUGUUUAUGUUUUACUCGAUCGCUCACUGUGUGCUUCUGAAUUCUUGCUUUGUCCUCGAAUAUCAGAACUGUUUGAUCAGAUGCUGCUUUCGUUUGAAAAGGUUUCUGUUUUAUUACCUGACAGGCAGAAGAAGAGCUCGCCUGUGUUUAGGUUCUGAGUAAAGCAACUGACAUGAAAUGUUCUAUCAUUAAUUACUGUUGAUGUUCAAUCCAUACAGAAGUCCUGGUGAUCACAUUAAAGUGUAGUGAUGAUUGUGUAUCUGUCAGACUAUAAACCUCUGGAUAUUGGAGGACAAACAUGAAGUAUGUAUGUAGAAUGUAGAAUAAUGUAUUUUAGUAAUGUUAAUAAUAAAACCGUAAACCCAUCCUUCCUUGUUAAUAAGGUCUAUUAAGCUAAAACACAUGUGGUCCUGUAAAACAGUCCUGAAAUUUGAGUAUUCCGUCUUCAAAUUUAAUAUUUGGAUACCACCACAACAAUCGAAUAUUCAGAUAUUUGGGUCCAGCCCUAAAAAACAGAAUGUAAUUCAAAAUAAAAGUCCAUUAAAACAUAUUAAUAAUGCACAGUAAUAAUGCAGAUCUGUCACAAUCAUACAGUCAUGCAGUCUAUGGAGCUCUGAAAGGAUAAAAGACGAACAUAAAGUGAGCGAUGCAGCCUUGAUCUGGUGCGUGCUCUCCUGCCGACAGUGAUGAGUUUGUAGCAGACACCACUUGUGCAAUAUCUUUAUAUUUGGAGCCCAUUUCAAAAUAAAAAUGAGUAGUGUGUGAGUGAGCUCCAUUAUUGUUUUUUCCAUAGCGACAAAAUGACCCAGAAGUUCAUUGACCUAAAACUCGCAAAACUUCUUUAUUGCUUUUAAAUAUAUUGCAUUAUAAAUAUUUUUUGAAUAUGCCACACUGUUUGUACAUCACAUUUCCAUAAUUAAAAAAAAAAAAAAAAACAGAAAAAGAAAGACAAUGUUUUUAUGAGAUUGCAAAAGAUAUACUAUUUUUUUUCCUCUCCAUGUCCUUCCAGGGCUCUGUAGAAGCAUGAGAUAAUAUUUUAAUAUUUUAUUAAAACCAGAGGCCACUGAAAAUAAAUUAAUUAAUAGUGACACCUAUAAAAAAUAAAAUGUGCUCCAUGAUCCAGUGUCUGGUGCUGACGAACUAUUGUGUCUUACCUUAAUUCAAUUAAUUUAGGUUUAAUUUAGUUGUACUAGGACUACCAGUGUCAUUAGUGCUACUACUGAUGUUUAGAUUAAUUUUCUUCACUAGUACACUAGUUGGACUUUAUUUUCACUGCACUAGUUAACUAGUAAGCUCAAAAACACCCACUAGUUCACUAGUGGAGUCGAAAAGACCUGAACUAGUGUCAAAUUUCUACACUAGUUCACUACUUGGACUAUUUACACUCUACUAGUUAAUUAGUGAACUUGUACUGCUCCUUGCAUUACAUGCUAAUGAGGAGGAGGAGGAGGAAAUCGUGUAAUGGUUUCCUAUUGGCUGCCCAUUUCAUUUUCUAAAACAAACAUGGUAGACAGCGUCUUGAGGUGUAUCAGAUAAAGGUGCAGAGCAUCUGUACUGCUCUAUCUGUAGUGUAAAUUCUGUCGCUCUUUCAAGUUCUGUAGUCUCGAAUCUUAAGUUUCUUGUUGCCAUAACCACCUCAAACGAGGGACGAGAGAUCAGUUUUAUGCAUUUUAUUGACAAAUAUCAUCACAAGGACGACCAACGGGAAAGGCGGAGGAGGAAACUUUCAGAGGUGACAGAAGGUUUGUUUUGGAAUACUACUGUUACUUUGACAGAAAAUGUAGUUUUCAGAUUAUUUUAGGUGAGAAAGUAGUUGUGUAAACGUCAAAUAUGUGGUCAAUUUAUCCAGAUAAAGUCAGAUUAAAUAUUUGCUCCAACGGUUUCGGAGAUGUGAGGAUCCAGGAUAGACGGCUAUGAGCGGACGGUCAGCGCUCACUGUAGCCGCCGAGAGCAGCCUUAUGUUGGCAAUACUUUUUGAAAUCUGUCACUGGCUCUGAUGGUUCUAUAGUGGUUAAAUGGGGAUAUAAGAUAAGAUAAGAUAAGACAAGACAAGAUAAGAUAAUCUUUUAUUACUCCCCAUGUCAGGGGAAAUUUACCAUGUUACAGCAUACAGUGAGCAACAAUAAACAACACUAUAGUUAUAAUCAUAAUAAUAUUUACAAAAUGCACAAGAGUGAAGGGUGGAAAAAGUGGCUUGUGGAAUGAUGUGAAGUGCAAGAAAAUUCAAAUAGUGCAAGAACUGUGACGAUUAUGUGAUAAAGGAUGAUGUGAUAAAGUCCAGUAAGUAGUGUUACAUUUAUCUAAUGGUCACACUUUGGACUCAUGGUGUAUUUUUUUUAUUGUUCAGAGAAAAAUGGAAUAGAAAGAAGUUAAAAUUAAUAUUCAUAACAUAAUAUUGUUAAUGUUUUACUCAAUUGCUGACUGUGUGCUUCUGCAUUAUUGUUUUGUCUUCAGAUUCCGAUUCAGAUUCAUUUAUUAAUGGCCACACAUCAAAGUUGGUGGAAUUUGUUUCCGGUACAGCAUUUCAUGCUCACAUCUACCGUGUCAUUAAAUAAUACAAUGAACAAUACAAUAAGAAUACAAAUACAUGACAAAAACAAACAAACAAAGCACAACAGGUCCCAUCAGGGCAUUGAUUUGUUUAGUGUGAUUUGUUGUGCUAUGGGGAAAAAAAACUGUUUUUGAAUCUGACUGUUUUGGCUGGCAAGGGCCUGUAGCGCCUCCCAGAGAACAUGAGUGUGAACAGGUGGUGAGCAGGGUGUAUAUGGUCUGAAGUAAUUUUUCUAGCCCGCUGUGUGGUGCGUCUUUGAUACAGAGUGUCUAUGGAUGGGAGUGUGUGUUCAGUGAUUUUGGAUGAUUUGUUGAUGAUACGUUGGAGUUUUGUGCGGGAGUGACUGUCCAAAUUUCCAUGCCAGACUAAUAUUGAUAAAGUGAGAAUACUUUCAGUGAUGGCUGUGUAGAAUGUUGUGUCUGACUCUGAACUUUCUGAGCUGUCUGAGGAAAAACAGUCUUUUAUUGGCUUUUUUGUAGAUUUCAUCUGCGUGUUGCUUCCAUUUGAGGGUGUUUUGUGUGUCCCAAGGAAUUUAAAUGAGCCUGUGAUGGUUAUGUCUUUAGUGAGAUGGGUGAAAUGGGUGUUUUGAAUGAAGGUGAGUGCGUAAAGUCAACAAUGAGUUCCUUUGUUUUUGAUGUGUUAAGCUGAAGGUUAUUGUUGUGACACCAAGUGACUACUUGGGUGAUCUGCUCACGAUAGUGGUUUUCAUUAUUGUCAGUGAUGAGUCCAAUUAUUGUUGUGUCGUCUGCAUAUUUGAGUAUGGAUACUGAACUAUGUGUAGAUGUAAGCGUGUUUGUGUAGAGGGAAAACAACCAGGGCGAAAGGACACAUCCCUUGGGGGCACCGGUGCUCAGAGGCUGGGAUGAGAGGCCACUCAUCCUGACAAUCUGUGUCCUUUCUGUCAGAAAGCUCCUGGUCCAGUAGCACAAGGAAAUGCCAAUGUCUAAGUCCAUAAGUUUAUUGAAGAGUUUGUGUGGAUCAAUGGUGUUGAAAGCAGAGCUGAAAUCAAUGAACAGUACACGGGCAUAGGUGUGGGGGGUCUCAAGAUGGUGGAGUAUCUUGUGAAGAGCCAGGUUAACUGCAUCUUCCACAGACCUGUUAGCCCGGUAUGCAAACUGAUAUCUUGUCCAUGGUGAAUUGUUUCAGAUGGAAUAGUAUAAUGCAUUCAAAUGAUUUCAUGAUAACAGAUGUGAGAGCGAUGGGUCUGUAGUGGUUGAGGCAGGAUAUUUUGUUGUUUUUUGGGACCGGAGUGAUGACAGAGUCCUUAAAGCUUUUGGGUACCAUGCACUGACUGAGGGAGCUAUUGAAGAUGAUGGUGUAUAUUGGGGCUAGCUGGUAUGCACAGUGUUUCAGGACUGUUGGGCUGACACCGUCUGGGCCAGCCGCUUUCCCCCUCUUUGAUUUAAGAAAGUAGGUUCUCACCUGUUCCUCCUGGAUGUAAAAAGGAGGAGAUGGAGGGAGAUAGGUGGAAAUAGGUGGCUUCUCAAACCUCCCAUAGAAGGUGUUCAACUUGUCUGGGAGGUCUUCCUCCACGUCAAGUGUGGGAGCAGUGUUGUUGUUGCAACCAGUCAUUGCUUUCAAUUUCCUCCAAAUGGCCCUGGUGUCAUUAGUGGCUAUCUGCUGUUCUAGCCUGUGUGUAUACUGUGAUUUAGCUUUUCUGAUAGCAGCUCUUAGUUCAUAUUUAGCCGCCCUAUAUUGCUCCAUGUUACCCUCAGUGAACGCACUGCACUUUUUCUGACGGAUAAUUUUAAUGUCCUUAGAUAACCACGGCUUGUUGUUGCUGUGGAUCUUUACAGUUUUUGUGGGGAUACACAUUUCCACGCAAAAGUUGAGGUAUGACGUCACUGUGUCCGUCAGCUCAUCCAGAGUAGCCGCAGCUGCGGUAAACACGUCCCAAUCAGUGCUUUCAAAACAGCCUCUCAGUGUGUCGAUGACAGCGCUAGACCAGCACUUCACAACUUUUGUUUUUGCACGAUUGGAUUUUAAUUUUUGUCUGUAUUUUGGGACGACCAGCAGCGUGGCAUGAUCUGACCUGCCCAGCGGAGCCCUCGGGAAAGACCGGUAAGCUUCGCUAAUGGGGAUGUAGCAGUGGUCGAGGAUGUUAGCGCCUCUGCUUGGGCAGGUAACUUAUUGAAUGUAGUUGGGAAGAUCUGCUGUCAAAAUGGCGUGAUUGAAGUCGCCUAAUACAAUAACAGCUGCAUCCGGGUUCGAGUUUUCCACCAAGGAUAUAUAAGUUGCCAGUUCCGAAGUGGCUACGUUGGCAUUAGCCGAUGGUGGGAUGUAAACUCCAAUCAAAACAACGGAGGCAAACUCUCUGAGAAGAUAGUAUGGCUGGCACUUGAUGCAGAUGUAUUCCAGGUAAGGACUGCAAAAAGUGUUGAGCCUUGUUAUGUUGUUACACCAUCUCUGGUUGAUCAUGAAACAGAUACCCCCACCUUUGGUCUUCAUGGAUAGCUUCACUGACCUGUCAGCCCGGUGUAGAGAGAAGCCAGGUGGGGUUACGGCUUGGUCAGGAACAGUGUGAUCCAGCCAGGUCUCUGUUAGGCAGAUGGCUAGGGAUGGGAAUCGAGAACCGGUUCUUUUUGAGAACCGGCUCCCAGUAAUUCGAUUCCUAAGAAUCGUUUGUUUACUUGCGUGACGAUUCCGCUUAUCGAUUCCUCGUACGUCGCAAAAACGUCAUGACGUCACACGCAGGUUGUGGACUUUUCCAACAUGGCGCCCCGGCAGAAGCACUCAAAAAUGUGGCUAUAUUUCACCCGUAAAGACGACACCAGGGCUACUUGCAACACUUGCAAUGCUUCGAUUUCGACAAAGGGCGGAAAUACUUCAAAUAUGCUUAAACAUCUGUCCACCCAGCAUGUAAUUAGUUUGCGGAAAUGUACCGCGUUUGAUACUCUACUUAGUGCAAGUGAGCCUCUUCCAGGUAAAAGCAGGAGCGGAGCUAACGUCUCGGCGUCGUCUGCUUUACAUGUCGAAGGUAACGAUAAACUCCUCCAGGUCCUGUACAUUGUGUUUUCGCUAGCGCAGUUAACCUCAUUUCACCAUAUGAAUAUUGCCUAACUCCUGGAAUUAUAUUUUAGAUGACGAUGAUGAUGGCCUGAGCCAUGCUGGCUCAGAUGCUGGCUCUCAGUCUGGCUCGGAGGUUGUAGCGAGUAGCUCUCGUGCACCUUUAGCAGCCCCUUUCAUCGAGGCAGGGAGGACUAAAAUGACAGAGGCGAGGAUAAACGAAUGUCACCGAGUGGUGACCAGAUUUGUGGUGAAGGGUUUACACCCUUUUGCCACAGUAGAUGCCCCAGAAUUUCGGUAGGUUAAUUUGUUGCAUGUUUUCUGUUAUCUGCUCAUAUGAAAUACAACACUGUCAAAGUUGUAAAUUGUUUUAACCGGUGUAGUUAUGUAUCAUUAUUCCCGUGUUUUCUGUAGGGAGAUGAUAAAGACUCUCAACUCAAAAUACCAUGUCCCUAACAGAGACAGUUUAACAAACCAUCUGAUUCCUGCUUGGUAUGGGGUUGAGAAAAGCAAUGUGAUCUCAGACCUGAAACAUGUCACAAAAGCAGCUAUCACAGCUGAUGGCUGGACCAGUUUCAGUCAAGAUCAUUACCUCACUGUAACGUUACACUAUGUCAGGGAGGGUCAGAAUAAAGAAAAGGUCCUCAAAACCAAAGCAGUGUAUGAGUCUCAGACAGGGGCAGCUGUGGCAGAGGAGAUAGAGGGGAUCCUGGAGGAAUUUGGAGUAAAAGAGAAGGUAGUGGCAGCUAAGUGGAUAAUGCAGCAAACAUGGAUGUAGCUGUGAAAAAGCUGGGCAUUAUCAAGUUUCCAUGUUUUGCGCACACACUUAACCUGGGAGCUCAGAAGCUGUACAACUGCAGCACAAUUUCCAACUGGGCGGCGAGGAUUCGUUCUGUGGUCAUAUGGAUGAAGAGAUCCCAUAUGGCUAAAGUAGUCCUCAAAGAGAAGCAACAACUCCUCGGUAAGAAAACAUUUUAAGUAAAUCAGUCUGUCAACAUUUACAUUUUAACAUGUAAAUGAAAAGAUUAGUAUUAAUCUAAAAUGAUAAAUUGAUGAAAAUGUAAUAUUGUUUAUACUAAUCCCUUCAUGUUUUUGUCCAUUCAGGGCUACCCCAGCACAUGCUUCUCUUAGAUGUGAAGACGAGAUGGAACUCCCUGUUUUUGAUGAUUGAGCGUUUCUGUGAGCAGUUUUCAGCAAUCCAAGCUGCAGCUAUAGACCCACGUCUAAUUAAGCCCAUGGAGAAAGACAAGCUGGCCAGAAUUGGCAAUGAGGACCUAAGGAAGGCAGAGGAGUUUGUGCUGCUGAUGCGGAUGCAUUAUACAUCCACACUUGCAGUCUCCAGUGAAAAAAGUCCAACCUGUGGCCAGGUACUGCCCUUCCUUCAGAAGCUACGCAAACAUUACACCGUGCAGGUAGAUGACUCUGCAUUCACCAGGAGCAUCAAGGAGAACAUUUGGAAUGAUCUUUCCAAACGUUACCAGGAUGCUGAUAUUCAGGCAUUCCUGGAAGAAGCCACUGCGUUAGAUCCCAGAUUCAAAUCCAAAGUGGACAACGAUGAAAUCUGGGACAGAGUCAGGGCAACAGCAGUGACAGCAAACACACCAGCAGCUGCAGCAGAAGAGCUGUCACAGUGUGGAGAGACACAGAGGCAGGUAGAAGAAGAGGAAGACGAAGAAGAUGACUAUACCCCACCCAUAAAGCAGCAAAAGAAGACAGCCCCUAGAAGAACUUUUUGAAGAAGAGGACAGUGAGCUUUUGUCUGUGCAGCAGCAGCCCCCUGUCUCCAUAGCCCAAAGAGUUGAUCAAGAAGUCCAACUAUACAGAACCCUUCCUCCCAUCCCAACCAAAGACAGCGCCACCCUCUGGUGGUGGAUGAAGAGGGACACUUUGCCAAUGGUGUCAGCUUUAGCUGAGAAGUAUCUCUGCAUCCAAGCCUCCUCCACACCAUCUGAAAGGGUGUUCUCCACAGCUGGAGACACCCUAAGUCCAGAACGAUCUCGUAUCCUUCCUGAGAAGGCAAACAUGCUAAUUUUUGUGCACAAAAAUUGUUAAUAUAGCAAAGUUUAUAAGCAUAUCUGCUGUAUCUUCUGUACAAAGUUGACAAUAUUAAAGAGUCAAAGCAAACAAACCCAUCUGUAUUUUUUCAUGCCCUCACCCAAUGAGAAUCGAUAAGAGAAUCGAUAAGGAAUCGGAUCGAUAAGCAGUAUCGAUAAUGGAAUCGGAAUCGCUAAAUUCUUAUCAAUUCCCAUCCCUACAGAUGGCAGAGCAGUCUCUGCAGUCCUUGUGGGUUUGAAGCAGGAGGAACAGGUCAUUGAUUUUGUUUUUUAUUGAUCUGACGUUAGUAAGAAGCAGGGCUGGAAGUGGUGGCCGAUGUGGGCAUUUUCUGAACCUGCAGAGUACACCGGCACGACGUUGUUUACCGGCCGGCCCGGCGUCCCAGGGCUGUUUCGUUGGGUUCGAACAACUUUGUUCUAUUCUUAUGACUAUUACUGUGCAUUAGAAAUAACAUUUAAGCAAUAUUUUAUUCCACGGACAUCUGAAGAAACCCAGAUCCUCACUGACUGCUGGGAAACUCCACAGACAGAACAUCAGCAGCUCCAUCUUCAGCAUCUGGACCAGCAGGAUGCUGUUCAUGGAAACUGAAGGAGAUGAAAUGCUUAAAUAUAUUUAAGUAUUUUGCAAUGAAACAUUUUUCAAUUGUUUUCAAAAAAUGAAUUGAAUUGUUGAAGCCAGAAGUAAAUGUUCCUCUAAUAUCAGACCAGUUUGAGCAUUUCCGGAACCUGCGCCUGUGAAAGUGGCUGCAAAGUUUGGUGUCUCUUAACUGUUUUCAGUUUUUGCUGUAUUUUUGCUGUAUUUUUGCUAUAUUUUUUUAAUAUUUUGUUGUGUUUUAUCGACUGCUGAUGGAGGUUUCUGCUGGGAGAAGAAUCUAUUCAAGAGAGGAGCUUUUUUCAUUGAGACAGAACAAAUCUGGACUGCAACAUCCAAUUCCAGUGGACAUCUUGAGGUGUUUUCAUGGUUGUCGUGCUGGUGCAAAGGUGAAGGCUAGGAAAUGGAGAUACAAGCCCUUUCUUCCAUCAGUCAUCAUGGGAAACGUGAACUCUUUGCCAAACAAAAGUGACGAGCUGGAGACAUUGGUGAAGACGGACAAAACAUACCGUGAAUGCAGUCUCCUGUGUUUUACUGAGACCUGGUUGAAUUAUAACAACUCAGACUCAACUGUGGAUCUACCUGGCUUCACCCUCAUAAAGUCAGACAGAGAUGCUAAAGCUAGUGGCAAGAAGAAAGGAGGAGGUCUGGUUUUAUUUGUUAACCAGAGAUGGUGUAACUCCUCGCACAUAACGGUUAAGGAGAAGUUGUGUUGUCCAGGUAUUGAACUGUUGGCAUUUGCCCUUCGUCCAUGCUAUGUUCCAAGGGAGUUCAGUCACAUCAUAACAAUACUUGUAUGCAUUCCACCCAAAGCAACUGACUUGGUUCCAUGUGAUGUGUUGCAUGAUACUGUUGCUAGGAUACAGACUCAACAUCCUGAGGCACUUGUAAUAAUAUCAGGAGAUUUCAAUCAUGUCAGCCUCUCCUCUCACCUGACUGGAUUUACACAGUUUGUUAACUGCCCUACCAGAGAGAAUAAAACCCUAGACCUGCUGUAUGCCAAUGUCAAAGAAGCUUACAGAGCUACUGCCUUACCACCACUGGGCAGGUCAGAUCAUUACCUGGUUUAUCUGCAGACCUGUUACAAACCUUGUGUGCUGAGACAGUCUGCAACUAAAGUCCAAAUCAGAAGAUGGACUCUUCAAGCUAGUGAAGCUCUAAGGGACUGCUUUGAAUCAACAGACUGGAAUGUGCUCCUGGAAACAGAUGAGGACAGUAUGAACACUGACAGACAGGUUGAUUGUUUUACUGAAUACAUCAACUUCUGUAGAGACACAGUCAUACCUGCAAAGACUGUUCGCUGUUUCCCCAAUAACAAACCAUGGAUCACAAGCGACAUAAAGGCAAUCCUCAACCAGAAAAAACAAGCUUUUAGAGAUGGUGACAAAGAACGGCUCAAAGAAGUGCAACAUGAGUUGAAGAGGAGACUGAAAGUGGCAAAGAUGGAAUACAAAAAGAAGAUAGAGAGGAAUUUUCAACACAGUAACAUCCGUGAUGUGUGGAGAGGAAUCAGUACCAUCUCUGGACACAACGAUAAAAAGAGGAGGGAGCCAAUAGUGGGUGAUGUAGAAAGAGCUGACGAACUCAACUUGUUCUUCAACAGAUUUGACACUGUGGACACACCUACUUCCACUGCUACUCCUCCUUCUUCUCCUCAACAUGUGGAAAUCCCCACUAUAGCCCUUCUUCUCCUCCAUCUCCUACACGUCUCCACAGAUGAAACCACUUCCGUUCCAGCACCUGUAUCCGUCUCUGUCACAGAGACAGGGGUGAUGUUGGAGCUUCAGAGACUUUGCUCUGGGAAGGCAGCUGGCCCAGAUGGUGUAUGUCCAAGACUCCUUAAAGACUGUUCUGCACAACUGUGUCAACCUCUCCACAGGAUCUUCAACCUGAGUCUACAGCUGGGGCGGGUGCCUGCUCUAUGGAAAACAUCCUGUAUGUCGUACCGGUACCAAAAAUCAAAUGUCUGGCUGAACUAAAUGACUACAGACCUGUUGCUCUGACCUCACACAUCAUGAAAACUCUGGAGCGGCUGGUUUUAUGUCUACUGAGGCUUGAGGUCAAAAGACAAACUCGAUUCCUUGCAGUUUGCAUACAAAGAACACAUUGGAGUGGAUGUCAUCCUCUUCAUGCUUCACCGUGCCCUGUCUCAUCUGGAGGAACCUGGAGUUUAUGUGAGAGUCAUGUUCUUUGAUUUUUCAAAUGCAUUAAACUCUGUCCAACCCACCAUCCUCAAAGACAAGCUCAAAAAGAUGGGAGUGGAUCGUUCCUGUGUUUCAUGGAUCAUAGAUUACCUGACAGGAAGGCCGCAGUUUGUGUUUCUGGGACAUUAAUGAGUUGCACUGGGGCUCCACAAGGAACAGUCCUGGCUCCAUUCCUGUUCACUCUGUAUACAUCUGACUUCAAAUACAACACUGAGUCCUGCCACAUUCAGAAAUACUCUGAUGACACUGCUAGCAUGGCAUGUAUCAGAAAUGGACAUGAAGCUGAAUAGAGAGAUCUGAUAAAUGCCUUCAGUGACUGGAGUCACAAAAACUGCCUGCUACUCAACGCCUCAAAGACAAAGGAAAUGAUCAUCGAUUUCCGCAGAUCCAAACCCCCUCUUCUUCCAGUGAACACUUGUGGCGUGGACAUCGAGAUGGUGACAUCAUAUAAAUAUUUAGGUGUCCACCUUGAUAAUAAGUUGGACUGGUCUACAAACGUAGACUUCAUCUACAAAAAGGGCCAGAGCCGACUUUAUUGCCUCAGAAGACUUCGAUCACUAGACAUCUGCAGUAAGAUGCUGCAGAUGUUUUAUCAGUCUGUGGUAGCCAGUGUCCUGUUUUAUGCUGCAGUCUGCUGGGGAGGCAGUAUAAAACAGAAGGAUGCAAGGCGUCUGAACAAACUGAUUAAAAAAGCUGGCUCUGUGGUUGGAAUCAGAUUGAACACAUUGGAGGAUGAGGUGGUGAGACGGGCACUGAGCAAGAUGGAGGCCAUUCUGACCAACAUGGAUCAUCCACUUCACAUCUGCCUCAAUGAACAACAAAACAUCAGUGGACGGCUCCUAUCCCUUCGCUGCAAGACCGAAAGAUAUAGGAAAUCUUUCUUGCCAUCAGCAGUCAGGCUAUUCAAUUCAAAAUUAAACCGAUAAGAACUCUGACAACUGAAUUUCCCUUCGGGGAUGAAUAAAGUGAUUCUGAUUCUGAUCAGACACUGCUGAUGUUUGAGAAGGUUUCUGUUUUAUUACCUGACAGGUAGAAGAAGAGCUCACCUGUAGGAGGUCACCUGUAUUCAGAUUCUGAGUGCAGUAGUUGACAUGAAAUAUUCCCUCAUUAAUCAGUGAUAAUGUUUAGCAUACAGAAGUCCUGGGGAUCACAUUAAAGUGUAGUAAUGUUUGUGUAUAUGUGAGACUAUAAACCUCUGGAUGUUGGGGGACAAACAUCAGGUACGUAUAGUGGGUAUAAAAAGU
Molecule: messenger RNA, 12995 nt
Organism: Acanthochromis polyacanthus (spiny chromis)
Lineage: Eukaryota; Metazoa; Chordata; Actinopteri; Pomacentridae
Exons: 5
Coding region: 9802-11526 (574 amino acids)
Molecular function (GO): catalytic activity
Source: RefSeq, a predicted model, not a curated record